Molecule: messenger RNA, 5302 nt
Organism: Oryzias melastigma (Indian medaka)
Lineage: Eukaryota; Metazoa; Chordata; Actinopteri; Beloniformes; Adrianichthyidae
Product: heparan sulfate glucosamine 3-O-sulfotransferase 5
Exons: 3
Coding region: 2947-3984 (345 amino acids)
Molecular function (GO): [heparan sulfate]-glucosamine 3-sulfotransferase activity
Source: RefSeq, a predicted model, not a curated record
UCUCCAUGAAGGCUGACAGCAGUGCAGGCUGACAGAAAAAGCUAAACUCACGCUGCUGGACAGACGUGGGGGAGUGCAGGCGUUGGCUGAACCUGCCAGAGGAGGUGUUCCAGGCUCCAUUGGGCUCCUUGGCCACAUCACAACUGAUGUCAGCGCUUAGUCUGUUGACUGGACAGCAGAGGGUGUAGAUGGGAAAGGUCAAUGAUAUGAAUGUAUCCUGACAUGGAAGGAAGGCAGUUUUUUGGUCCCGGUCAGAUGACAGCUGGAGAAUGUUGUUAUUAAAGAUUAGAAAUAUUGAGUGUUUUGUGCCGGCUGGUUUAAAGGAUCAAUCUCUAAAGUGUGUAGAGUUUACAGGUGUUCACUGUGGAGAAUGAAAAGAAUUCAUGAACAGGUGAGUGAGGCUGAUCGCUGCUGCUUGACAGAAACCGCAGGUUAUUCUCAUCAGGAACAGGAGAAGAUUGGAUCGUGUUUCUUCAUACCCUAGCUCCCAUUCUGUAAUCCAUAAUCCCUCUUUGUCAGAUUAAAAGUCUUUCUUACAGUUAUUGAUUAUAAAACUUCCAGAUAGAAUCAUUCUGUGUUUGUGAAGGACACAGACCUGAGCGUAGUCUCACUCAGGUUCUGUAAAGCCCUAAAAAGCACUUUGCUGUGGAUCACGUCUGAACAAAUCAGAGCCUUGGCUUUAUAUUUUUAUAUUUCCUGCUGACUGUUUGGUUGUCUGCAGUUAUGAAUUUUCCUGACCAUUUCUGGCACUUCUUAACCUUAAAAGAUGUUCAAAACCAGCCAUGUCAUCCUGCCGUCUUGGCUGUGUGAUGGCUCAUAGAUGAUGAGGUGCCCUGGGCUUUAAAUGAGGCCUGUCACUUUUACAACUGACCUUGAGCUGGGAUUUAUGUCAGAUUAUGUUCUGAGGAGUCCCAUUCCCAAGAUUCACUGUCACUUUGUGCUCCACCAUUGGUUUACGUAAAAAAAAACUAUUAGCAACCUGGACAGGAUGCUCUCAUGAGAAGAUGCAGCCUGAGUCUGUCCUCAGUGUAAAGACUGAUUUAGUGUCAGCAAUUGUGUCCGUUCUCUGAUUGUUCUCUGGUGUAUGAGACAAAUCCGCUGUUUCCUUUGUUUUUCCCAGUAUUGAUCUGGAAGUAGUUCCCCUGAUACCAGUCCACAACACUGAGACAGUCUGUGCACAACUUCUCUGUUCCAGAACUUCUUCAUUGCAUACACGCUGUAGAGGCUGAUGGGAAAGGAGCCAGGAUGCUUGAUGCAGAUGAAGGUCACACGGCACACCGGCUGGUAACCCAGGAUCCAUGUUGUGUUUCCUUGGCACCAGCUGGAUGUUGUUAAAAAGAUUGGAGGACAUGAUUCUCAUCGUGUCACCAGGGUUCUCCAGAGACCAACCAUGAUGGAGGGGCUUCUUGCUAGUGAAUAAUUUAUCAUUUGAAAAGUACUUCUAAAGUUUCUUGAAGUUUCUCUAAAGUUUAAUUUGUUUUUGAACAGAAACCUGUCAAACACACUGAAGCAUGAAUUAAAUCACCUUCAUGCAGCAUUUUUAACACUGUAAAGUCUUGUUUCUGUGAAAGUGCAGAGUUGUAUUAAUCUGCUUGUACAUUGUCAGUUACCCAUGUUCUUUUAGAUGAGGUAAAACUGUACCCUGCCUCCCCUAUGUAUUCUUCCAGCAGAGAGUCCUCAUGACUUCAGUUCUGAUGAAACCUGCAAAGUCUCACACAUUAAUAAUUACAACUGUCACACAAGGACAUCUGUUUGCUAAGGCUGCAUCAGCACUUCCACAGGCCGCUGAUGCAGACAGUGAUUGGUGGUGACUCUGCACUUUUUCACCCAGCAGCUACUUUCUUUGUGUUUCUCUCAGCCCUUUCUGAUUCAUGUGUUAACAUGUAGGACUUUUUUAGGGUCUAAUAACCUCACAUAAACAGUUUUUCAGGAUUACUUUUUCAUCCACUGCUAUGCUGAUCACCUGCCCUUUUAUCUGCCCAUGAAAAAGUAACACAAACUCCGCCUUUCACCAAACUGUCUUUGUUUGCAUGAAAGAAAAACUGAAUGUUUUAUUUUGGAACCACAGCCAUACAAUUUAUUUCAAUUGACAAGAACUUGAUGUUUGAUCAACGACAGGAUCAGAAUUUGAUAUUUUCUUUCAGUGUUCAAUGUUUGCCACGUUUGACAGAACAUGGCAAACAUUUUAGAAUGAAUGUGUCAAGAACUUUUUCAGAUUUUUAGUGUUAGAUCUUCUGUACAAAAAUAUUACUAAAACAGUAAAACUGAGAAUGAGUCCAUAUCAAUGUGUGCACCUUGAGUAUUAUACUGUUAAAAUAACUCAGUGAAACACUGUUGUUAAAGCUUACCACUGGAUCACCAGUGUCGACAGGACUCCAGAGGAGAUUUUGGCUAAAUAUGAUGGAAAUAAUCUGGUCUCAUUAUUAAGAAUCAAGAUAUUUACUUGCCGGCUUAUUUAAAAGGUGAGCAUAAGAGGAAGUCACCGUGGAGACAUGCAGGGCAGGAGACUUUAGACUUUUUCUUCAAUUGAUCAAUGCAUUGGACAAAUACUGUGGAUCAGGUAACAGUCCACUUCCCCUUUGAAAGGAAUCAGAAUGUCAUAGCAUAGCUCAGACCUGUAAACUUAAAAAGAACUAACAAAGAAAAGAAAGCUGACUUUUCUGAAAGCCGCCCCAGUAAAGAUCCCAUGGGGAGUCUGAGAAACUCUGAAUGAUCUUCAACAAAAACAUCGUUUUUAUCUUCUGAGACAAAAACUGCCCCAAACCUCCCUUUGGACUGGCUACAUGAAAUGUUUUCAUUCUUCAAAUGGUACCCACUUUUUCUGUCCCUGUUAUAGAUCCUGGAUUUGCAAGCCAUGUUUCGACGGUUCCAGGUUUAAAAGUUCCACUUCCGGCAUCAUGGGGAAUCAAGGGCUGAAGACACAGACUUGAAGAUUGAUGGAGGGCCAUGCUAUUCAAACAGCAGGCACUGCUGAGACAGAAGCUCUUCGUACUGGGCAGUCUUGCUAUUGGAAGUGUUCUCUACUUGGUGGCUCGGGUCGGGACUUUGGAUAGGCUGCAGCCCAUUUGCCCAAUUGAGAGCAAAUUUUCCACCCCUGAACCGGAGCAGAUUCCUCUCCGCACACUGCAGUUUAAGCGUGGCAUGCUCCAUGAACUCCAAAGGAGCAAUGUCACCAAAGAGCAAAUUCGCCCACACACCUUGGUUCAGCAGCUGCCUCGAGCCAUCAUCAUAGGGGUUCGUAAAGGAGGAACUCGCGCGUUGCUGGAAAUGCUUAACUUGCAUCCUGCGGUGGUCAAAGCCUCACAGGAGAUACACUUCUUUGAUAACGACAAAAACUAUGCCCGUGGAAUCGAGUGGUACAGAGAAAAAAUGCCCUUCUCCUUCCCCCAUCAGAUCACCAUUGAGAAAAGUCCUGCGUAUUUCAUCACAGAGGAAGUUCCUGAACGCAUCUUUAAGAUGAACUCAUCCAUCAAGCUGCUGAUCAUCGUCAGGGAGCCCAUCACUAGAGCUGUGUCUGAUUAUACGCAGGUGCUGGAGGGAAAAGAGCGCAAAAACAAAACUUACCACAAGUUUGAAAAAUUAGCUGUUAAUUCCAACACUUGUGAGGUGAACACAAAGUACAAAGCUGUCCGGACCAGCAUUUACACCAAACACUUGGAGCGCUGGCUGAAGUAUUUCCCGGUGGAACAGUUCCACAUUGUUGAUGGAGAUCGCCUCAUAACAGACCCACUGCCCGAGCUGCAGCUUGUUGAGCACUUCCUUAACCUCCCAUCCAGGAUCAGCCAGUAUAACCUGUACUUCAACGUCACCAGAGGAUUUUACUGUCUGCGGUUCAACUUUGUCUUCAGCAAGUGCCUAGCAGGCAGCAAGGGUCGCAUUCAUCCUGACGUGGACUCAGCCGUGGUGACAAAACUGCAGAAGUUCUUUCAUCCCUUCAAUCAAAAAUUUUACCAGAUUACUGGAAGGACAUUCAGCUGGCCAUGAUGAAUCAGUCAAAUGUCUUUAAUGAGAUUCCUUAGGGGGAUUUUUGUCUAAUUUAUUCCAAUUUAGAAUUGCACCUUAUUGAAAAAAAAAGUUCCUAAAGUGAAACUGUUUCACUGAAGAGAACAUAAUAAUGUUUCAAUGUUCCAACAUAAGUGAAAAAAAGAAAGAAAAAGCUAAAAGCCCUCAUUUAUGAAGAUCUAGAAAAAAAAAACGGUUUGUGUGACUGAAUUUUUUAGGAAAUCUGACAGCCAUUUGACCUGCUGUAAUUAGCUUUAAGAUCGAUUCUUUUGUCAGAUAACGCAUCACAGAAUGGUGAAAUGAAUGAAUGAAUGAAUGAAUGAAUUAAUGAAUUCUUGUAUUAAUAUAAUCUAAACCAAGGGUGGGCAAACUUCUAAACUUGUGGACUCUAAAACUUGACAGAAGGGCCGGACCAGAAAUAGACGUGUUACUUGUUUUAGUAAUCCAGCUCAUAAGAGAGGAAUCUGGAUAAAAAGCUGGCCUUAAUUUGAUUGAAAAUCACUUUUAAACAGAAACGUUUUGAGUUUGUAUUUCAAAAUUUGUGGCUUUUGCUCUCAUUUUAGACCCAAGUUUUUAUGGGUUGAUGUGCAAAUGAAAACUUACAGAAAUCCGGUGUUCAUGUGGUGUUUGAAUGAUCGGAAAAAUGUCUGUACGACUUGAAAAACACACACGAACGUCAGAAAAACAACAAAUCUUUCAACACCGCAUGAAAGCAGAAUAACUUUCUGCACCUAUAGAUAAAGUUCAAUGUAUUUGUUAUGUACUAUCUUGGACACACCAGAAUAACAGGGAACAUAAAACAUUAUUAAACAAUAUACAGUAUAUCUAAUUUAUUCCAGUUUAGCAGGUCAGACUGAAUAGUUAAGCUUGCCGUAUGUGGCCCCCAGGCUGCAGUUUGCCCGCCCCUGAUCUGAACUGUAUGUCCUACCCAUGACGUCCUGAUGUCAUGAUGUCAUAACUGACUGUUGCAUAUGUUCUGUUGGUUCAUGGUCUUCAAUCAAAGCAUUUUUAAAUACAUUUGUUAAACAAUAAUCUUAUUUUAUUAUUAUUUGUCUAAAGGGCUUUAGAGCUUCAUGAGCAAAGAUCCAGAGUUUGUGCUCUGAGUCUUACUGCACCUUCGACACUUUGUGGGGAUUAAACUGAGGCUUGCUGCUCUUAAAAAAUGCUGCAAGAAGCCGAGAAGAAAAACCGAAGCUGUCCUUUGACUUCUGUCAGACAACUUUUACUCUGUGUCCAUGUUCAGUUAUUUGCUGUAAUACAUGUGUUGUUAAAAAAGUAAAUUAAAGAACAUAAAAACUUU